This is a messenger RNA of Alternaria arborescens, 1800 nucleotides long. RefSeq lists its product as hypothetical. Lineage: Eukaryota; Fungi; Ascomycota; Dothideomycetes; Pleosporales; Pleosporaceae. The record is from RefSeq and is a predicted model, not a curated record. The coding region runs from base 1 to 1800 and encodes 599 amino acids. The transcript has 2 exons. Gene Ontology annotation, biological process: glucan catabolic process. Gene Ontology annotation, molecular function: hydrolase activity, hydrolyzing O-glycosyl compounds.
AUGCGUUUCUCCACACUCACUUCGGCUGCGGCCUUUUUCCAACUAAGCAUAGCUGGCUAUGUUCUAGAGGAUGACUACAUGACGGACUUUUACGGGGCCUUUGACUUCUUUACCGGACCCGACCCGACUGAAGGUUUUGUACAGUAUGUCGAUGAAGCUACGGCAAGACAGACAAACCUUAUCAAUUCGUCUACUUCGGCCAUCUCGUGGGGUGUAGACACACAGAACCAGACACCAGAGGGAAGGCCCAGUAUCCGUAUUGAGAGCAAGAAGACAUACGAUAGUGGGCUGAUUGUGGUGGAUGUCGCCCACAUGCCUUUUGGCUGUGGUACAUGGCCAGCCUUCUGGACCACCGGUCCUAACUGGCCAAAGAACGGCGAGAUUGACAUUAUCGAAGGCGUGAACGACCAGACGAACAACGGCAUGACCCUCCACACAGGCCCAGGCUGCCAGAUUGGCGAUGACACCACCCAGUUUGCGGGUUCGGUAACCACAGGAAACUGCGAUGUUGCUGCCGAAGACCAGUCGAAGAAUGCGGGAUGCUCCAUCGAAGACCCAUCAACCAAGAGCUACGGUGCAGGCUUGAACGCUAAUGGUGGAGGUGUAUACGCCACCCAAUGGACCGCUGAAGCUAUCAGCAUUUACUUCUUCCCACGCGACUCUAUCCCGGAAGACGUUCUCGGUGACAGCCCAGACCCCAGUGGCUGGGGCAAGCCAGCCGCCAAGUUCGCCGGUGCUUGCGAUAUUGAAAACACGUUCAAGCAACAGCAGAUCGUUUUCGACACUACGUUCUGUGGACAAUGGGCGGGUAGCAGCAGUGUUUGGAACGCCAAGAACAGUUCUUGCAGCAAGAAGGCAUCGACAUGCGAGGAAUGGGUACGGGACAACCCAGAGGCUUUUGCCGAGGCAUACUGGACCAUCAACUCGCUGAAGGUGUACCAAGACAACGGUGGCUACGGCGCCGCCCCUCAGCCCUCCUCAGUGCCCGAGCAGAGCAGUGCUGCUUAUGCUCCUCAAUCUUCUUCAGUAUCCGAGCAGAGCAGCGCCGCAUACGCCCCUGUGCCAGUUCCAUCGGAGACGCCAAUUGUGUCUUCUGGCCUUCCUGUAGAAUCCGGAUACCCUGCAGUCCCGACUUCGCUCAUCACCCCUUCGGUGUCCGGUAUCUUCGCGCCAAUCCCGACAAGCGAGACACUUUCGGUGGCUCCCUCCGCGUCGCCCAGUGCCCCAGUCGCGUCGCCUCCUGCCGACGAUGCUUCUCCUAGCAUCCCCGCCGAAUCUCCAAGCCCAAUCGUCGCGCCGACCACACAGGUCAACGCACCAGCUCCAGCACCGACAAACAAUGGUCCCAUGUCCGGCUUCCAGUGGCCCAAAGCUGGAGCUGGUAGCGGCAAUGAACCUUCCAACGAGACAUCGCCCUCGACAACACCUGCCGCGUCGCUUCCUGAGGGCACUAACACUCCAAUCCAAAACUCUAGUGGCGCAGCAGCCGCUCCCAGUACAGCACAAAGCAUCGCUCAACCUUCCAAUGUACCUGCUGUAUCUCAAGCACCCGCCGUGCCUGCAGUGCCUGCUCCAGCGCCUACCGACGCUGUCAAGGCCCCUCCAGCGGACCCUGCCGCUCCCACUGUCACAGACACUGUUCAAGCCGUACGCACAGUUUAUGAGACAGUGUAUGCUACCGUCACUGCCGAUACUCCAGCCGAGACGCCAGCGCCUGCUGGCGCUGCCAGAAGUGCACGCAUGGCAAGACAUAUCAGGGAGCACAGGCAGAGGCUCACGAGACACCACGCAAGGCACUGA